Chelonia mydas (Green sea turtle) is the source of this 818-nucleotide messenger RNA. It is a transcript of the gene CST3, whose product is annotated as cystatin C. NCBI's taxonomy places the organism in Eukaryota, Metazoa, Chordata, Testudines, Cheloniidae. The record is from RefSeq and is a predicted model, not a curated record. The coding region runs from base 71 to 481 and encodes 136 amino acids. Gene Ontology annotation, molecular function: cysteine-type endopeptidase inhibitor activity. The transcript is spliced from 3 exons.
GGCGGGAUAUAGCGCGGCGCAGGGGCCGGCCCCGGGCACCGCCGCUCUCCGCCCCGGCCCGUGCAGGACGAUGCGCGCCCCGUGGCUCUGGCUGGCCGCCCUGGCCCUGGCCGCCGGCGCGGCGCUGGCCAAGGACCGGCCCCCGCGGCUGCUGGGGGGGCUGAUGGACGCCGAGGAGAACGACGAGGGGGUGCAGCGGGCGCUGCGCUUCGCCAUGAGCGAGUACAACAAGGCCAGCAACGACAAGUACCGCAGCCGGGUGGCCGAGGUCAUCCGGGCCCGCAAGCAGAUUGUGUCUGGAGUCAAGUACUAUCUGAAUGUUAAGGUUGGCCGGACAACUUGCACGAAGUCAUCAACGGAAGUUCAGGACUGUGAAUUUCAUGAAAAACCAGAUCUGGCUAAGCACGUCACUUGCAGCUUCGUAGUGUACACUGUUCCUUGGCUAAACCAAAUUAGCCUGGUGGAAAAUAAAUGCCAAUAAGCACCUGUUUGUUCCCGCACACGUCGGCAACCAGUUGUUGUAGGUUUGCUGUUUAAAAAAAAAAAAAAAAAAGCAAUAAUCUGAAUUACCCUCUCGAGAUGGGCUUCUGUCCAUUGCUGUUAACUGAAAUGCUUAUGUAUACUUGUGCUAUGCAAGUAAAGCUAUAUAACCUUCCUUUGAAGCACAAUAGAAUGGUUUGUUUCUUACCUAUAAUUACUUUGUUCCUCCAGUCUUUCCUUUCAAAUAAAACAUUAACCUAACUUGUCAACAUCAGAGGUUUUGAGAAAUGUCUGUGUCCCUGUUACAGAAACUGUCAGAAUUAAAAACUAAUUAACCA